AUGAAGAACUCUCCCAUAAGCAGUAAACAGCUGUUAACAAUGCUGCAGAUGCAGCAUUGUCGCCCAGUCCUGCCGAUUCGCCAUCUAUCCAAUAGAAGGCGCCAACCUAUGGAAGCUGGACAGGCUCUGCAUGAGACCAGGCCGCAUUUAUUGAAACCUGGGGAGCUCACACCGGGUAUAACCGCACUGGAAUAUCAUGAGCGAAGAAUGAAAUUGGCAAAAGACCUUUCCCCCAAGAGUUGUGCAAUAAUCACCAGUAAUCAGGUCAAAUAUGCUUCGGGAGCGGUCUUCUACCCAUUUCAACAAAGUACCAACUUCUUUUAUUUGACCGGUUGGAAUGAGCCCGAUUCAGUCAUGGUCUUAGAAAAACCGACAAAUAAUUUGAACGAUGUUGUCUUUCAUAUGAUUGUUCCACCUAAGGACUCCUUUACUGAGCAAUGGGAAGGAUUUAGGACUGGUGUGAAUGGCGUGAAGGAGAUUUUCAAUGCAGAUGAAGCUGCUGAAUCAACCAUACUGCCUGCUUAUCUAGCAAAAAUCAUUAAUCGAAAUGAUAAUCUUUACUUUGAUUUACCGAAGGAUAAAACUAAUGUCAGCAGCUCAGCACUAUUCAGUACCUUCUUUACGACGCAAAAUAAUUUCAAUGGGCAUCAAACGAUUCAUGAUGUUAUCAAACAAGCGAGCGGUCAUAAAAGAAUUUUGGGACUCCACAAAUCGGUUGCGGAGCUACGAAAGAUCAAGUCGUCAGCCGAAUUGAGAUUGAUGAGGAGAGCUGGACAGAUCUCGGGUAGAGCAUUUAAUCAGGCAUUCGCAAGGAAAUUUCGAAAUGAAAGGACUUUACAGGCGUUUCUUGAAUAUAAGUUUAUCUCUGGCGGCUGUGACAAGUCAGCGUAUCUACCUGUCGUCGCAACUGGGUCAAAUGCUCUGUGUAUCCACUACACCAGGAAUGAUGACGUUGUUUAUGAUGAUGAGAUGAUUCUCGUAGACGCUGCUGGUUCGCUUGGUGGUUACUGCUCCGAUAUUUCGAGAACGUGGCCUGCCAAUGGCGAAUUCUCACAGGCUCAACGGGAUCUUUACGAAGCAGUUCUAAACGUACAGAGGAGCUGUAUCGAACUAUGCAAAGCUUCGAACGGCUACUCCAUACAUGAUAUUCACGAAAAAAGUAUCGAUUAUAUGAAAAUGGAGCUCAGAAAUGUUGGAUUCAGCGGCAUACAAAAGUGGGAUGUUAGCAAGCUCUACCCGCACUAUAUUGGGCAUCAUCUCGGUUUGGAUGUACAUGACGUUCCUAGUAUCUCGCGGAACGCACCGUUGGGUGAAGGUGAGGUAAUCACAAUUGAGCCAGGAGUGUAUGUUCCAGAUGAGCACAAUUACCCACCACAUUUUAGGAACAUUGGUAUAAGGAUUGAAGACGACAUCGCGAUAGGCGCAGAUACUUACACCAAUCUCACUGUCGAAGCUGUAAAGGAAAUAGCAGAUCUUGAGAAUAUCAUGCAGAAUGGAGUAUCGACCGAAAUACCCGCCGAUGUUAUCAGUCCCCUAGAUUAUUGA
This is a messenger RNA of Torulaspora globosa, 1545 nucleotides long. RefSeq names its product aminopeptidase (gene ICP55). Gene Ontology annotation, cellular component: mitochondrion. The coding region runs from base 1 to 1545 and encodes 514 amino acids. Gene Ontology annotation, molecular function: metalloaminopeptidase activity; manganese ion binding. The transcript has a single exon. The record is from RefSeq and is a predicted model, not a curated record. NCBI's taxonomy places the organism in Eukaryota, Fungi, Ascomycota, Saccharomycetes, Saccharomycetales, Saccharomycetaceae.